AUGAUUCCCACUGGGUUUCAGUUCAUAAACCACAAUCUGCUUGCCAAUAUCAAUGCGCAACAACUCCAAUUACAACUGCAAGGGCGAGGAAGUGAGUUUUCCUUGUUUUUUAAUCGAAUUUGGUCAAUUAGAAACGUUCAAAAUCUAUUAAACAGGUGAAUUCAACUUAACAGUCAUUAUUUUUUUGUGUUCCUUUCACACACCGCUGUGGGUCCGUUAUAACAUAAAAGGGAGCAUUUUGGCGCUACAACGAAGUAGAACUCGCACGGAAUGGAACUGUUACGAUUUAGAACUCGCAACGUUAAAAUAUAACUGCGAGUUCCAAAUCGUAACUGUUCCAUUCCGUGCGAGUUCUACUUCGUUGCGCUAGCAUUUCCACACAUGGAUCCAAUGGGGCGCACAAUAAACCCUUAUAUAAUUCCUAAUGGACCCGCCCCGAUUUAUGUACGUACGCUUUUCGAAAACAAUUUCGGGUUGAUCUUCUCAAUAAAAACAUCGCAAAUAGAAAAAGAAAGCCAAGAAGUACGCGUCGUUCUCACAUGCUAAUUGACACUUUUGUGAUGCCAAACACUAUUAUUCUGCUCUGUUUGACAAACGAAUCGUGUUUGCGGGUGACGUGCUCCUAAAAUAGUAUUUUCUGAACAGAAUAACUGCUAUCUUUCCAGUUGUGAUGCCAGGUGCAGGAGCCCUCCCACAGCUUCCUCUGGGCUUCCCGAACCCCGGCUCUCUUCCCGCUCAAGCUGCCGCUGCCGCCCAUGCUGCUGCAGCCGCUGCGGCACCGACUCGCCCCUCUCCGAUGCUCGUUCCGCCCGGAAUGGGGCUUGACGACUCGGUUUCUUCGCCGGCCGAUUCAGAAUGGACUGAGCACAAACACACCGACGGACGGCUCUAUUACUACAAUCGGAUAACGAAACAGUCGAUGUGGGUCAAACCCGAUGCUUUGAAAACUCCGCAAGAGGUGAGUACCCACUUUUUUCAUCGAAAAUGGAUUGAAAGUUUUAUUGUAGAGAGCAGCGAGUGCACAGUCUCAGCAGCAGCAAGCAUCAGGACAGUGGAAGGAGUUCUUCACGAAGGACGAAGGAAGGCCUUAUUACUACAACACAGUAACGAAGAAGACGCAGUGGACGAAGCCAGAAGGUGAAGACGUUAUCAGUAAGAAUAGCACUUUCCAGUGUACUCUUUUCAAUUAAGCUGUUCAGAAGGCGAACAGAAACCAGCGACGGUGUCGGUGGAAAACGCGGCGUUGGCGGCAGCUGUGCAACAGAAAAAGGCGGAAACUGAUCUGGAGAAGGCAAUGAAAAAGACACUUGCGGAGAUGCCGAACGUCCCGUUGCCGGCCGAGAAGAAAGAGGGCGAUGCACAAGUGAACGACGAGGCGGAGCUGAAGAAACGGCAGUCCGAACGGUUCCGGGAUUUGUUGCGCGACAAGUACAACGAGGGAAAGAUAACGACGACGUGCAACUGGGACCAAGCCGUCAAGUGGAUCCAGAACGAUCCUCGCUUCCGUAUUCUGAACAAAGUCUCCGAAAAGAAACAGCUGUUCAACGCCUGGAAAGUGCAACGGCAAAAGGAGGAACGAGUGAGUGAAUGGGCCAACAACUUUAUGAACUAA
Caenorhabditis sp. 36 PRJEB53466 is the source of this 1612-nucleotide messenger RNA. Lineage: Eukaryota; Metazoa; Nematoda; Chromadorea; Rhabditida; Rhabditidae. The record is from the annotation of a GenBank genome assembly.